ACGGUGCAGCGUUUAGCCAAAUUAAACCCUAAAGAAGUAGAUCCAGAGUCUUUUUUACUAGGAACAACCAAAUUGUCGCCGAUUAUUAUAUUACCCACUGUUUUGGGCACUGGGGCACUGCCCAAAAUUCCUCGGUUAACCUGUCUGGUAUAUUUUUUCUGUAACUAAGUUGCAGUGUAUUAUGAAUAUUAAUUUGGUGUGAAAAAUUCUUCAGACAGACUUUGUGCAUAGUUAGUGCGGGUAUUUAAUAGUUAUUUAUACUAAGAUUAUUGGAAACAUUUAGUUUCUUAUUUUUUGGAGAUUUAUUUAUGCAAAUAAGUGAUAAUGGCUGGCGGUUUCGUCAAGGGCGAGAUAAAGUUGGACACGAAGCCGGUAUAUUACUCCGGCCAGGUCGUAUCAGGAUCCUUAGUAUUUACUCUGGAUAACCCAAUAUCUUUUUCUGUAAUCUACAUACAAUUCCUUGGAGAGGCCACAGUGUCUUGGACUGAAAGUGAAAUAGAAACUGUAAAUGGUGUCCAGAAUCAUAGAAUUAUUAACUAUUUUGGUCGGGAGGAAUACUUCAACCAAAGAGUUACACUGGCUGGUGGGACAGGUGUUUCCCAACUGCCCGCUGGUCCCCAAUCCUACACCUUCUCAUACCAGCUACCGUUCAAUGCCCCUUCCUCCUUGAAACGAGAACAGGGUAAAAUAGUAUACUCCAUGAAAGCACACUUGGUACAUGCCGACCCGUCAAUACUGGUUGAUGAGUUGGUAAAGGAAUUCGAAAUUGUAGCGCCUUUUGAUCUGAAUUUGGGAAGUACUUUAAUUAAACAACCUACACAAGUGGAAUUUGAAGAAGUGUAUGGCUGCGACUGUUUCUGCAGUUCCAACCCUGUUACGAUACACGUGAAACUGCCUGUAUCUGGUUACUGCCCUGGGCAGGUCAUACCUGUCUCCAUCGAGGUUACCAACCAAAGCAGUGUCGAAAUCACUAAGAUGAUAUUCCAAAUUGUGUCGAAAGAGUUAUACCGCAGUCACCAGCCCCCGUCUGAGUACAUACUACCUGAGACAGUGCUGACCACCACAAAGAAAGGUCCCGUGAUGGCGCGGAGCAAGCGGAACCUGACCUGUGAGCUUAUGGUGCCUGAGAUUAUACCGCCCUACCUCGAGAACUGCGGUAUCAUUGAUGUCGGGUAUUUCUUCCGGGUAACGAUAAAACUAUCUGGAUGUAACGACGAACUGCAAGAUGAAGCUGAGAUUUGUCUCGGAUUGGUGCCUUUGAGAGAAUUUACUGAAGAGUAUGUGCAUCCAUUGGCGGACAGUUUGCCAACAGGACCUAUUCCAGACGCCAGCCAGGCACCGCCGCAUCUCCUGCUGCCUCCUGUCACCAAUGCUGUGAGGGCUCAAUCCAACUCUAGCCUGAAUAGAGUGCAGUACGCCCCUCCGCAACAAAACCCCUACCAAAAUCCUCCUCCCUAUCCUGGACUAAACAGCAGCUACCCUGGACAGAGACCGGUGUCUUCGACUUCAAUGGAAAUGAAACCUAAACUUGAAAUAGGGUUCAAUGUACCGGCCGAUGUUAAUACAGGGUAUCCGGGUGCUGGGUCGAGUUACCCGGGUGCUGGGUCAGGGUAUCCUGGUACACGGCCGGGUUACCCCCAACCCAACCCCCAGGGUCGAGGUAAUCCUCCAUCCUAUGAGGCUAGUCUACAAUUUCCUCACCCACCAAGCAGUAUGCCUGGUCCAUCCUACUCUCAAGGAGGAUUUGCGCCUUCAGCCCCACCGCCUUCCUCGUAAAUACUAUAAUGAAACAUUAUUUUUUACUUUAUUCGUAUUGUUGGAAGGAAUGACAAGUUUGUUAUUACUAUUGUAUUGCUGUUGGUAUUUAAUUUAUACUCGAAUGGAAUUUUUAAAUGAUCCGGUGGACGUACUUUUUCCUUGUAUGCCUGGCCUUAUUAUGUUCUCAAUGGAGGCAAAGUUUUUCAGGAAGAUUUAUUUAUUACAAUUAUAAUUUAACUACGAUGAUUAGUUAUUUUUACAAAAUGAAAUACAAUGCUAGGUAAACGAUAGCUUUUUAUAUGAAAAUAUUGCAUUUGUAAUACAAUAUGAUUGUAUAUAAUUUUAUUUAGUCAUAAGAGCAUUUAUUAUACUAUUGACUAUUGUCUUAUAUUCGACUUAAUUGUUAUAAUCAUGGCCUUAAGAAUCUUUAAAUUGAUAUUAAAUAUAUGUAAAAUUAAAUAAUCUCGCUUAAAUGGAACUUAGUGCAUUGAAAUCUCAACUUUAUUUCAUAAGUCAUUAAAGUGUAUUUCACAACGACCUGACAUUUGGUUUAGAGGCUUGUACUGCAAAAAGAAUUGUUACUACUAAGAACAUAAAGUUGAAAUUGCACUGAGACUAAUGUACGUAAAUUGUACUUAAACAAUAUUUUGACUAUAUACUCUGAACAUUAUAAAGUUACUUAAUGAUGUGCCUCUAAUUAAAAGACAAUACUGAAAUGCCAUAAUAAUUAUAUACUACAUUUAGGCAUAAGGAUAUAAUAUGUAUAGAUAUCGCCUUAUAAUUCUUGACUUAUACAUAAUAAUUAUUAUAUGAUAUACUGUAGAGAUAUUAAUUGGAAUAAUAUUAUUUUAUUGUUAUAAAAUUAUUAUUAAUAAGGUGCUAUAAGCUUCUUUACUGUUGGUACAUUAAAAGUACAAUUUUUAUAAUUAUUUUUUUAUUAGGUGCUAACAUUUAUACUAUUACAAUAAGCUACACAUACGCCCUCUGUCGUACCUCGUCCCGCUCUUUCUUUCUUCCUAUCUUCUCUUCUUAAUUUUUGUUGUUAUUGUAGCAAACACUCAUUAAUUAUUAAAUGGUCUUAAACGUACAUCGUAAAUGCAUUGUAAUAUGAACUUUACUCUUAAUCAAUUAAAGUUGUUAAUUCUAAAUUUAUCUUGAUUGGUUGGUAAUAUUUUUUUAAAUUUUAUUUUUUAUACUCUAUUCUUUGUUGGACAUGGUGCUUACAGUGAAGUUAAGUUGUUCUAGUCUUAUAGUAAGGUAAAGAGUGUGAAAUCAUCUGAGGAGUGUGGAAAUAUUUAUGAAAUAGGGGCCUUAGUACGAGUACGGCCUUAGUACCGAAACGAGACCGCGUUCAGCGCUGUGAUUGGCAGAUUCCUAUAAACCAACCGAUCACAGCGCCGAACGCGCUCUCGUUUCGGUUUCGUUAAACGUAAAGCAAACUCAUACUAAGGACCCUGGUUGUUGAAAGUUCUUUGAAAGAAUAUGUGUGCCUUUUUAAGUGACUGGUGACUUUUUAAGAUAAAAGAUUUAAAGCACGUGUGCUAAUUAACUCCUAACAUAAUUGCGUAGGUCAGGUCAAAUAAAAGCCUUUUUAAAAUAUUUGUCUCGAAUACAUGAAUACCCACUUUUGGUUACUUACAAAGUCACUGUGUUACACGUUUAGCAACAUAUAAUUUCAAAAUGAUUUGAGAAUGUUAUUAUUUGCACAAAUGUAUGAUUGGUACUGGAGUUUGGUGAUAAUAGAGCACAAAAUGCAGAUUAAAAGUUAGCAGGGAGUCUGCGCGUAUUGGCAGUGUGUCAUGCGACCUUAAUACGCAAUUAUUUAAUUACUGAAGCGCGAAACGUCUGGCGUUUAAUCUUACAAAGGAAGACUCAUAAAAGCGGGUUGCCUGAGUACUUCACAAUUGUUUUUAUACAGUGAAACCUCGUUAAGUGAGACAUCAA
This is a messenger RNA of Spodoptera frugiperda (fall armyworm), 3702 nucleotides long. RefSeq names its product arrestin domain-containing protein 2. NCBI's taxonomy places the organism in Eukaryota, Metazoa, Arthropoda, Insecta, Lepidoptera, Noctuidae. The transcript has 6 exons. Gene Ontology annotation, biological process: protein transport. The record is from RefSeq and is a predicted model, not a curated record. Gene Ontology annotation, cellular component: cytoplasm. The coding region runs from base 325 to 1776 and encodes 483 amino acids.